This is a messenger RNA of Vespula pensylvanica (western yellowjacket), 2161 nucleotides long. It is a transcript of the gene wdb, whose product is annotated as serine/threonine-protein phosphatase 2A 56 kDa regulatory subunit epsilon isoform. The transcript is spliced from 10 exons. Gene Ontology annotation, molecular function: protein phosphatase activator activity. NCBI's taxonomy places the organism in Eukaryota, Metazoa, Arthropoda, Insecta, Hymenoptera, Vespidae. Gene Ontology annotation, biological process: signal transduction; protein dephosphorylation. The coding region runs from base 452 to 1879 and encodes 475 amino acids. Gene Ontology annotation, cellular component: cytosol; nucleus; protein phosphatase type 2A complex. The record is from RefSeq and is a predicted model, not a curated record.
GAGAGGGAAAGAGAGACAGAGAGAGAUAGAGAUAGAAGAAAAGAGACGCUUUUCGUACGGACAGAGACCGCCCCUGGCUCGCGCGAGCUAUUUCGUAACGGUGCUUCGUACAGCCAGAGUCGACACGCAAGCACGACUGCUCGUGAGUCGUAAUAUCGACGUAAACGUCCACGCGGAAUGCGGCCUCCUCGAGGUGGACGACGCCAUCGUCUCUAAUCGUCGUCGCUGCAAACGCCGCCACCGGCGUCGUCGAUCGUCGUCGUCGUCGUCGUCGUCGCCGUCGCCGUCGCCGCCGCCGCCGUCGUCGUCGUCGUCGUCGAUCGUCGUCGUCGUCGUCGUCGUCGUCGACGUCGUCCGGGAAAUCGGGGCACGAACGUGAAGUACAAUCGUUCAAGACGACGACGAGUUCACCCUACAAAUACUUAGAGUGCCUCCGAGUACGAUUCCCAACAUGUCGUCAGGGACUUUCGUCGAUCGGAUAGAUCCCUUCGCUAAGCGAUCGCUUAAGAAGAAGUCGAAGAAGUCCCAGAGUUCCUCGCGAUAUAGAAACUCACAGGACGUCGAGCUACAACAGCUACCACAGCUCAAAGAUGUUACGCCGUCAGAGCAAGAAGAUUUGUUUAUUAGAAAACUUCGACAAUGUUGUGUGGCGUUCGAUUUUAUGGAUCCUAUGGCGGAUCUCAAGGGGAAGGAAAUUAAACGCAGCACCCUCAACGAAUUGGUGGAAUAUAUCACGGCUGGACGAGGCGUUCUUACCGAACCUGUUUACCCAGAAAUCAUUAAGAUGAUAUCAGCGAAUCUUUUCCGUACGUUGCCACCUAGUGAAAAUCCAGACUUUGAUCCAGAAGAAGAUGAUCCAACACUGGAGGCGAGCUGGCCCCACCUUCAGUUGGUUUAUGAAUUCUUUCUUCGUUUUCUCGAGUCUUCAGACUUCCAACCUGCCAUUGGCAAGAAAGUUAUUGACCAAAAAUUUGUUUUACAAUUAUUGGAAUUAUUCGACUCGGAAGAUCCUAGGGAAAGAGACUUUCUCAAGACCGUUUUACAUCGUAUUUACGGCAAGUUCCUUGGUCUUCGAGCGUUCAUACGCAAACAAAUUAAUAACAUUUUUCUGAGGUUCGUCUAUGAGACGGAACACUUUAAUGGUGUAGGUGAACUUCUCGAAAUUCUUGGUAGUAUCAUUAACGGAUUUGCUCUACCUUUAAAAGUAGAGCACAAACAGUUUUUGAUUAAGGUGUUACUACCAUUACACAAAGUGAAGUGUUUAUCACUCUAUCAUGCACAGUUAGCUUAUUGCGUUGUACAAUUCUUGGAGAAAGACGCAACCUUAACGGAACCAGUUGUACGAGGCCUCCUUAAGUUCUGGCCUAAGACGUGCAGCCAGAAGGAGGUAAUGUUCCUUGGUGAGAUUGAGGAAAUUCUUGAUGUCAUAGAACCUAGCCAAUUUGUUAAAAUCCAAGAGCCUUUGUUCAGGCAAAUCGCACGUUGCGUAUCCUCGCCGCAUUUCCAGGUCGCAGAGAGAGCAUUGUACUUCUGGAAUAACGAGUAUAUAAUGUCGCUAAUCGAGGAGAACAAUCAUGUAAUAAUGGCGAUCAUGUUCCCCGCAUUGUAUAAAAUUAGCAAGGAGCAUUGGAAUCAGACGAUCGUAGCACUUGUUUAUAAUGUACUCAAAACGUUUAUGGAGAUGAACAGCAAGCAAUUCGAUGAACUUACUGCCAGCUAUAAGUCUGAAAGGCAAAAAGAAAAGAAAAGGGAAAAGGAGAGAGAAGAAUUAUGGAAAAAAUUAAACGAACUCGAAAUAGAGCGACGCAGUGCACUAACAGAAACAUCCAACAAUUCUGUUCCUGCCACGACUGCACCUGCGACGCGAACCCGCCCCUGAGCUAGUGGACAUACACUAUUACGCUGCCCAAUUAUUAGUCCUUAGUUUACGUCGAUUGUCCAUACACUACAUGCAAGAAAUUAUCGUUGUUAGAAAGAAAGAGACGGAAGGAAGGAAAGAGAAAGAAAAGAAGAGAGAAAGAAACAAAUAUCUCACGAUGGCAUUCUUGACGUAAAAUACAAUUCCUUUCGUUACAGUCUCGUCCGGAAGGCAAAAUGGAGUUCGUAAAAAAAAAAUAUAUAUAUAUAUAUGAAAGAAAGAAAGAAAGAAAGAAAAAAAGAA